CCGACUCCGACCCGGCCAGCCAGAGCUGGACUGGACUGGCCAGCAUGUGUGCCGAGCCGCCGCCGGAAGCUGUCUCUCCUGUGCUACCCGCUUCCGUGGCCGCCCUGUCGGCCGCCGCCGGCCUGCAGCAGCUGGCCGCCCAGCACCGGCCGGCACUGCCGACACCUUCCCGGCUGCUCUCCUGGAACGACACGCUCUCCUUUUAUCAGACGCUGCUGGCCGGCAAGGCGUCGGCCGCCGCGCAGCAGGAGCCGGCCGCCCUUCCGGCCGAUGACCAGCCGCUGGACCUCAGCUGCUCGCGACAGUCGCCCCCGGCGGCGACCAACAGUCGGCCAGCCCGUAAGCAGGAGGCGCCACCGUCAAACAAGAAGCCGUACACGGAGGAGGAGCUGCAGGCGGCUCUGCGCGACAUCCAGUCAGGUCGCCUGGGCACGCGGCGCGCCGCUGUCAUCUACGGCAUCCCGCGCUCCACGCUGCGCAACAAGGUGUACCGACUGGCAGCGCAGGAGAAGCGUGCAGAGCUGGCGGCCGACGCGAAGGCGGCGCCCGAGCCGGAGCCGGAGCCGGAACCGCCGGCCGCCGAGCCAGAGCCGGAGCCGGAGCCGGGGCCGCCGUGUCAACUGCUGCAGGCACGCUUGACGCAGCCGGUCGAGCCGGCCAGCCAGCCCAUCCGCGCCGUCAUGAGCUGGAUGUGCAGCAGCGUGCUGCAGCGCGCGCUGCAGACGCGCGAACCGGACGGACCGCGCGCCGACCAGCCGCCCGUCUGGGACGACUUCGUGCGCCGCAUGUCGCACGAGCGCGUGCACGAGGUGCUGGCGCAGCUGCGCGCGGCGGUGGCCGACCCGCCGGCGCCGAUUCCCAGCCCGUCGGCUGAGCUGAGCGACAGCAAGAGCAGCGAUGACGUGGCCUGCCAGCAGUCGCCGUCGCCGGCGCCGGCGCCGGCCGCCCGGAAGCGCAAGCUCGAGCUGACCGAAAACAACAACAACACGGUGGUGGCGGCGCCGCCGGCCAAGACCGCCAAGCCGUCGACCAAGGGCUCGCGGCCCAAACGCGGCAAGUACCGCAACUACAACCGCAGCCACCUGGCCGAGGCCGUGCGCGCCGUGCAGUCGGGCGAGAUGAGCGUGCACCGGGCGGGCAACUUCUACGGCGUGCCGCACUCGACGCUCGAGUACAAGGUGAAGCAGCGCCACCUGGACAGGGCCGGCCGGCGCGAGCGCGCCGCCGACCUCUCCAUCUCGGACAUCACAAACCGCGCGCACACGGCCGGCGGCCAAGUGCUACAGACGACGGAGAGCUCCUAA
Messenger RNA from Pollicipes pollicipes, 1304 nucleotides. It is a transcript of the gene Eip93F, whose product is annotated as Ecdysone-induced protein 93F. Lineage: Eukaryota; Metazoa; Arthropoda; Thecostraca; Pollicipedomorpha; Pollicipedidae. Gene Ontology annotation, biological process: regulation of transcription by RNA polymerase II. Bases 45 to 1304 code for a protein of 419 amino acids. The transcript is spliced from 5 exons. The record is from RefSeq and is a predicted model, not a curated record. Gene Ontology annotation, cellular component: nucleus. Gene Ontology annotation, molecular function: DNA binding.